Medicago truncatula (barrel medic) is the source of this 699-nucleotide messenger RNA. RefSeq lists its product as uncharacterized. Gene Ontology annotation, molecular function: RNA-DNA hybrid ribonuclease activity; nucleic acid binding. The record is from RefSeq and is a predicted model, not a curated record. The coding region runs from base 65 to 511 and encodes 148 amino acids. Lineage: Eukaryota; Viridiplantae; Streptophyta; Magnoliopsida; Fabales; Fabaceae. The transcript has 6 exons.
UGUGACUCUACACAACAAACAUUAGGCCAAAAGAAUUGGAGUUGAAAAAUCAGAGAGAGAGAUCAUGAGCCGUGGAAACCAGCGUUCUUGUAUCCUCGAGUUUGAUGGUGCAUCGAUUGGAAAUCCUGGACCAGCUGGUGCAGGAGCUAUUCUGUAUGCGGAAGAUGGGAGACCGCUCUAUCGAUUCCGUGAAGGACUGGGCUAUCAAACAAAUAACGUUGCUGAGUACCGCGCUUUGAUAUUGGGACUGAAACAAGCUAUCAAUAAAGGAUUUAAGAACAUCAGUGUGCAAGGAGACUCCAACCUUGUUAUCAAUCAGUUUCUGGGUUCAUGGAAAAUCAACAACCAGUAUUUAUGGAACUUGUGCAAUGAGGCUUUGCAGCUGAAGGAAAGCUUUCACUCAUUCAGCAUCCAACACAUUCCUAGGGAAUUUAACACUGGAGCUGAUGCUCAAGCAAACCGGGCUAUCAAUCUUCGAGAGGGUCAAGUUGAAGAAGAUGCGUAUUGUUGAUCAUAUGACAGUGCCGUUGUCAAAAACUAAUGGCAAACUAUGUUACAUUUCUGCCAAAAACAAUUUAGCAUAUUGGGUGUUUUGCAUAUGACAAUGCAUGUCAAAGGUCAAUUGUUGUUUACAAUUUUGUAAUUUGAACAUGCCAUGACUUUGUAAAUGUAAAUGCCCACCAUUUGCUUAGGAAGUUA